Messenger RNA from Drosophila pseudoobscura, 1369 nucleotides. RefSeq names its product serine protease snake. Gene Ontology annotation, molecular function: serine-type endopeptidase activity. The transcript is spliced from 5 exons. Gene Ontology annotation, biological process: proteolysis. Bases 83 to 1030 code for a protein of 315 amino acids. Lineage: Eukaryota; Metazoa; Arthropoda; Insecta; Diptera; Drosophilidae. The record is from RefSeq and is a predicted model, not a curated record.
ACCCAUUUGGCGGUGGCUGGCUGCUGAUCAAUCUGCUCUGCGAUGAAUAAUAUCUGAUUUGAAACCCGUUCUAAGCGCGAACAUGAUUCUCUUUCUGGUGUCGCUGCUGCUUUACCUACUGCCAUGCGGUUUUUUCCAACAUCAACAUUCGGAUAUAAUAACCUCUUGCAUGAGUAUUAAAAAGACCGUGUUCGAGACAACGAUAGACUAUAGUUUUCUGUUUCCCGGAGCACCUAUUCAGCAUCGGACUGUGGACAAUUGCCGCAGCUAUACGCCGUUGAUUGUGGGCGGGCAUCCCGCCAAUCCCAAGGAGUUUCCACAUAUGGCACGGCUCGGACGUCGCCAAGAGCUCGGCAGGAGGACUGAUUGGUUCUGCGGCGGCACACUGAUAAGUGAACGCUUCGUUCUAACCGCUGCACACUGCCUAGAAUCAGAACAGGGCGAGGUAAAUGUGGUUCGGUUGGGCGAGCUGGACUUUGACACUUUUGAGGAUGAUGCUGCUCCAAGGGACUACAAUGUGGCUACCUACAUAAUUCAUCCGAGCUAUGCGGAUCCACAGCUCUACCAUGACAUCGGACUGGUCAAGCUGGCAGAGGAUGUCAUAUUCGAUCUCUACAAGCAUCCUGCCUGCCUGCCGUUCGUCGAUGAGCGCUAUUUCAGUUCCUUCAUAGCCGUGGGCUGGGGCAGUACGGCCUUUGCCGUCAAACCAUCCACGAAGCUCCUCAAGGUGAAACUGGAUCGCUACGAGGAUUGGGUUUGCAAGAAAGUUCUCUCACGAAAACUUGAGGAGUAUCCCCACGGAUUCGAUGCCACCACUCAAGUGUGCGUGGGCUCCGAUAGGGCUCAGGACACCUGCAACGGAGACUCCGGUGGUCCUAUACUAAUGUACCAUCAGAACUAUCCAUGCCUGUAUCAUGUGAUGGGCAUCACUUCGGCGGGUCUGUCCUGUGGGACCCCAGGAGUUCCCGGCAUCUACACGCGCGUCUAUCGCUAUCUGGAUUGGAUCACACAUACGAUUGCCAAGUAUUGACUGUUGCUGUAUACAGUAGAAAUCUACCUCUGAUUAGAUUAGUUUGAUUGAUCUUAUAGUAAUUUGCUGUUAUACAUAUGUUAUGCGUGGGGCCGGAAACGGUUACUUGUGACUGUUACUACUACAAACUAUCGCCAAGUCACUGAAUGUAUUCCUUGCAUCCCUGAAACAUCGAUAACAACAAAAUGCUCGAUAGCCGCGCACUGUAACAUCGAUAGUUGUUUACCUUUUUUCUAACAAGAAACAUUUACAAAAUAAGCGAUCAUAGCAUAAAACAAUUAAUUUGUAGUGUCUAGAUAAAUGCAGGAGUGCAGGGUAAAUAAAAUGUAAGAGUGUGCG